AUGGAGUCGAACUUGAGUUUGCAGGUCACACUGGCCCUCCAGGCACCGAUCCUAGAGGCACAAGAACCAUUUGCUCUGCCAAUCAAAGUUUCUGUUCACAAUGCCGCAGAUUCGCCAGUCACUAUUCUAAGAUGGAAUACCCCAUUAGACCCUCAGGCUGGUGUUCUCGGUGUUUUCGAGAUUUGUGACGCAACAGACCAACGGAAAUUGCCCAUUCCUACUAUUAUGGUAUCACGCAAGCUACCUGCAUCUGAGAAUGAUCUCGUUGAGAUACAAGCACGCAAAACUCUUGAUGUAACUAUCAAUUUGCCGAUUCAAGGCCUUGAAAAGGGACAUGAAUAUUCUGUUCGUGCGCAGGGAACUUGGCAUGCAGUGUGGCCAACUGAAUUAUCCAAUGUGACUGUAUCCCAGCUUAAGGAUAACACAGGUGCCAGUCGCGGGGACUUCCUUUCUAAUGAGUCCUCUGUGACCAUUGAGUGA
Penicillium robsamsonii is the source of this 480-nucleotide messenger RNA. RefSeq lists its product as uncharacterized. The record is from RefSeq and is a predicted model, not a curated record. The coding region runs from base 1 to 480 and encodes 159 amino acids. NCBI's taxonomy places the organism in Eukaryota, Fungi, Ascomycota, Eurotiomycetes, Eurotiales, Aspergillaceae. The transcript has a single exon.